Molecule: messenger RNA, 501 nt
Organism: Orcinus orca (killer whale)
Lineage: Eukaryota; Metazoa; Chordata; Mammalia; Artiodactyla; Delphinidae
Gene: CLDND2
Product: claudin domain containing 2
Exons: 4
Coding region: 1-501 (166 amino acids)
Cellular component (GO): plasma membrane
Source: RefSeq, a predicted model, not a curated record
AUGGGGGUGAAGUGGAGCCUUCAAAGUGGGGGCACCUCGCUGGGCUUCUUGGCCAACAUCCUCACCAUUCUGUCCAUGGCCACCAACUACUGGAUCCGCUACUCUGGGGGCCACAGUGGCCUGUGGCAGGAGUGCAGCGGGGGCACCUGCUCCAACAUCUCCUGCCAGACCAUGCUGGCGGUGACCGGGGCGUGCAUGGUGCUGGCGGCGGGCUGCAGCAUCGUGGGCUUGGUGAUGGGGCUGCGGAUUCUGUGCCAGGAGGGCGACUCGCGGGGCCGGACCACAAGUGCCAUCUUCUUCCUCUGCGGCCUGCUGCAGCUGAUCGCCAUGACAGGCUACACAGUGAAGAAUGCAGGGAAAAACGACGUCUUCUUCUCCUGGUCCUGUUUUUCGGGGUGGCUGGCUUUACCCUUCUCUGUUCUCGCGGGCUUCUGCUUUCUGCUGGCGGACAUGAUCAUGCAGAGCACGGAUGCCAUCAGUGGAUUCCCCGUGUGCUUAUGA